Molecule: messenger RNA, 4015 nt
Organism: Stomoxys calcitrans (stable fly)
Lineage: Eukaryota; Metazoa; Arthropoda; Insecta; Diptera; Muscidae
Gene: IleRS
Product: isoleucine--tRNA ligase, cytoplasmic
Exons: 6
Coding region: 114-3809 (1231 amino acids)
Biological process (GO): isoleucyl-tRNA aminoacylation
Molecular function (GO): aminoacyl-tRNA deacylase activity; isoleucine-tRNA ligase activity; ATP binding
Source: RefSeq, a predicted model, not a curated record
UGUUUAAAAAAUACUAUCAACGGUGACUGUGGCACAUCAGUUAAUUGAGAAUUUGUCACGUUGCCUGUAGAGGUUCUAUUGUCCGGCUAUUUAUCAAAAAAAAUAAAACAGUAAUGGUGGCAAAUAAAAACAGUGGUGGUUCACCUGAACGAUUAACCAGAGAAGACGUGUGCCGCGUGUCGGAAAAUAUUUCCUUUCCAGCUGAAGAAGAAAAUGUUCUAAAUGAAUGGAAAACUUGUAAAACAUUUGAAAAAUGUAUGCAAUUAUCAAAGGGAAAACCAAAAUAUACCUUCUACGAUGGCCCUCCUUUUGCAACGGGUCUGCCUCAUUAUGGCCAUAUAUUGGCUGGUACCAUUAAGGAUAUUGUUACACGUUAUGCCUAUCAACAAGGUUACCAUGUAGAUCGUCGCUUUGGUUGGGAUUGUCAUGGUCUGCCAGUGGAAUUCGAAAUCGAUAAAGUAUUAAACAUCAAGGGACCUGAAGAUGUUGCUAAAAUGGGCAUUGCUGCCUACAAUGCUGAAUGUCGAAAGAUCGUUAUGCGUUAUGCCAACGAAUGGGAGAAUAUUAUCACUCGCAUGGGCAGAUGGAUUGAUUUCAAAAACGAUUAUAAAACGUUGUACCCUUGGUAUAUGGAAUCCAUAUGGUGGGUGUUUAAACAGUUGUAUGACAAGGGAUUGGUCUAUCAAGGUGUCAAGGUGAUGCCCUAUUCGACGACAUGUACAACGGCAUUGUCUAACUUUGAGUCGGGUCAAAACUACAAAGAAGUUGUAGAUCCCUGUGUGGUUGUUGCCUUGGAGGCAAUUGGAAAUGAGAAUACUUAUUUCUUAGUAUGGACCACCACACCCUGGACACUGCCAUCGAAUUUCGCAUGCUGUGUUAAUGCGAAUAUGAUGUAUGUUAAGGUUACCGAUAUUAAAACUGGCCGCUUUUACAUUUUGGCUGAAAGCCGCCUGAGUUAUGUCUACAAAAACGAAAGCGAAUAUCAAAUUAUGGAAAAGUUUGCUGGCAAAACUUUGGGCGGUGCUCAUUACAAACCCGUCUUCCCCUACUUUGCCAAGCGGGGUGCCGAAGUUAAAGCCUUCCGAGUACUGGUCGACGAUUAUGUUACAGAAGAUUCUGGUACUGGCAUUGUCCACAAUGCUCCCUACUUUGGUGAGGACGAUCACCGCGUUUGUUUGCUAGCUGGCAUCAUUACCAAAUCCAGUCCCGUCAUAUGCCCCCUGGAUGAUUCUGGUCGUUUUACCGAGGAGGUAACAGAUUUUAAAGGCAUGUAUGUCAAGGAUGCCGAUAAACAUAUAAUAGCUUUGCUAAAAGCUAAUGGCAAUCUGGUGUCUGCGGGUCAAGUUAAGCAUAGUUAUCCAUUCUGUUGGCGUUCCGAUACCCCCUUGAUCUAUAAGGCAGUGCCUUCGUGGUUUAUACGCGUGGAACAUAUGUCAAAAAACCUUUUAUCUUGUAGUUCUCAAACAUAUUGGGUGCCGGAAUCCGUAAAGGAGAAACGUUUUGGCAAUUGGUUGAAGGAAGCUCGUGAUUGGGCCAUUAGCCGCAAUCGCUACUGGGGUACUCCCAUACCUAUAUGGAAAAAUAAUGAUGAAAUGAUAUGUGUGGGCAGCAUCAAAGAAUUGGAGCAGUUGUCGGGGCAAAAAGUUACCGAUUUGCAUCGUGAGUCUGUGGAUGCCAUAGAAAUUCCCUCAGCCAUUCCCGGAAAUCCCCCCUUGAAGCGUAUAACCCCUGUCUUUGACUGUUGGUUUGAAUCGGGAAGCAUGCCUUUUGCACAACAGCAUUUCCCAUUCGAAAACGAAAAAGAUUUCAUGUCAAAUUUUCCAGCUGAUUUUAUUGCUGAGGGCAUUGAUCAGACUCGCGGCUGGUUCUACACUCUGCUUGUCAUCUCCACGGCCUUGUUUAACAAGGCUCCCUUCAAGAAUUUAAUAGCCAAUGGCUUGGUUUUGGCUUCGGAUGGACAGAAAAUGUCCAAACGCAAGAAGAACUACCCUGAUCCAUUGGAUGUUGUCCAUAAGUAUGGUGCAGAUGCUUUGCGUUUGUAUCUCAUCAACUCGCCAGUGGUGCGUGCUGAGAAUCUACGCUUCAAAGAAGAGGGGGUACGAGACAUAGUUAAGGAUGUGUUUCUGCCCUGGUAUAAUGCUUAUCGUUUCCUGCUGCAAAAUAUUGCUCGCCUCGAAAAGGAAGACUUUAAGGGCAAGGCUUUGUAUACUUACGACAAAGAACGUCAUUUGAGGAAUAUGGAUCAGGCUUCCGUCAUCGAUAUAUGGAUUUUGUCAUUCAAAGAGUCAUUGUUGGAGUUCUUUGCCAAGGAAAUGAAGGGGUACCGGCUAUACACAGUAGUACCCAGGCUAACGAAAUUCAUAGAUCAAUUGACAAAUUGGUAUGUCCGUUUGAACCGUCGCCGCAUUAAGGGUGAAAUGGGCACCAAUGAAUGCAUACAAUCUCUAGAUACUCUCUAUGAUAUUCUCUACACAAUGUCCAAAUUGAUGGCCCCAUUUACUCCCUUCCUGGCUGAAUAUAUUUUCAAGCGUUUAGUAUUAUUCCAGCCAAAAGAUGCUACCGAAAAUAUCGAAUCUGUUCAUUACCAAAUGAUGCCAACCUCAAAUCGAAAAUUUAUCAGAACGGACAUCGAGAAGUCGGUUGGUCUCAUGCAAGCCGUUGUGGAUUUGGGACGUGUUAUGCGUGAUCGUCGUACACUUCCUGUCAAAUACCCCGUCUCGGAAAUCAUUGUUAUUCAUAAAGACCCCAAAUGUUUGGAGGCCAUUAAGAGUUUGGAAGAUUUUAUUUUAAGCGAAUUGAAUGUGCGCAAAUUGACCUUAAGCUCAGAUAAGGAGAAAUAUGGUGUUACCUUAAGAGCUGAACCCGACCAUAAGACUCUGGGUCAACGCCUCAAGGGUAACUUCAAAUCUGUUAUGGCUGCCAUUAAAGCUCUCAAGGAUGAUGAAAUACAAAAACAUCUUAGCCAGGGCUUUUUUGAAAUUGAAAAACAACGCAUCGAAUUGGAAGAAGUUCGUGUCAUUUAUUGCACUUCUGGUCAAGUUGGAAGCAACUUUGAGGCCCAUAGUGACAAUGAAGUUUUGGUUUUGAUGGACAUGACACCCAAUGAGGAGCUUUUGGAAGAGGGCUUGGCUCGUGAGGUCAUCAAUCGCAUACAGAAACUCAAGAAAAAAGCCCAACUGAUACCCACAGAUCCCGUUUUGAUUUACUACGAAUUGAAUGUCUCGGAAAAAAAGAGAGCCGAUGUUGAGCAAAUGCAAAAAGUAAUGAAUAAUUAUCACAAUAUGAUUAAGACCACCAUCAAAUCCGAUUUUGGCAAAUACAAUUCAGCUGAGGCUGGCAAAAAACGUGUCAUUAUCAAUGAAGCUGUAGAUCUCAAGGGAAUUGACCUUAAACUAACAAUUUGCUCGUUGGAGGAAGUGCAACUGCCCCAAUUGAAAUGGAUUAACUUGGCCUUGGCGGCGGAUAUUAAACCCAGAUUUGGUCGUUCCAAUAAAGCCUCUUUACUGCUGGAGGAUUCUGUAAACAGGAAGUUCAUUUCCUACGACCAAUUAAAACAAGAAAUUGAUGUUCUCUUUGGCCUUUAUGGUUUAAGUUACAAAGUAUUUUUGGUGCAACAGCAAAAGGCCAAUGAAGUGGCGAAAGUUGAUGCAACACUUAAUGGAAAACUUCUAGUUGUUUCAGCCUCAACAGAAGAGGCCUUAAAAUGCUCCCUAGAAUCUAUGGCUGGUAUGCCGUACUGCAAAUUUGUGAAUAAAGCCGGCACCACGGUGUUUACAGAAAAUCCCUUGGGGUGUCCGUUAAAUGCCUAGAAGAUGACAACUAGUAGACUAACCAUAGACCAUAAAACUGUAGAAGGACCAGCAGAAGAUAAGAAUAAGUUGCUUUUGAUUUUCUUAAUGGCUUUUAGUAUUUAUUUCACCAUUUUUCUUACCCUAAAAUGUUAAAUAAAACAAAAACUGUAGCUGAAAAUAAUCUGAAAGAUUAGCACUACAAUAAAAAAACUUCGGAAAAGGAA